AUGAGGGAGGAGAAGGAAAAAAAAGGAGAAAAAGGAGAAAGAGGAGAAAGAGGAAAAUCGACUGGCAAAAGGAGGGAGGCGGGAAAGCGACGGGUAGGAGAGACGAGAAAGAGGAAAAGGAGGAGAAGAUUGAAGAAGAAGCAGGAGGAAGAGUGGCAAGAGGAGAAAGAGAAGGAGAAAGAGGAGAAGCAAGAGGAAAAGAGAGACGAGGAAGAGGAAAAGGAGGAGAAGAUUGAAGAAGCAGGAGGAAGAGUGGCAAGAGGAGAAAGAGAAGGAGAAAGAGGAGAAGCAAGAGGAAAAGUAGGUGAAGAAGGAGGAGAGAAGAGAAGUCACUCGAAAGAUCAAGACCCAUCAAUUUGCGCGAAGGAAACGAAGAAAAUAAGGAAAAAAAGGAGGAUAAGAGUGAAGAAAGAUGGGGAGGACGAAAAGGAGAAGGAGAAGGAGAAGGAGAAGGAAGAGAAAAAGUAAGGGAAGAAAGAGAAAGAGAUGUAGAAGAUGAAUGAAAAAGAGAAAAUAGAAGAGGAGGAAGAAGAAGAAAAAAAAGAAUGAGGGGGGAGUAGGAGCAAGAAAGCAUAGAGAACGCGGAGAGAAGGAGAAAAAGGAAAAUCGGCUGGAAAAAUAAGGGAGGAAAAACAACUGGAAGGAGAAAUGA
This is a messenger RNA of Ilex paraguariensis (yerba mate), 652 nucleotides long. NCBI's taxonomy places the organism in Eukaryota, Viridiplantae, Streptophyta, Magnoliopsida, Aquifoliales, Aquifoliaceae. The record is from the annotation of a GenBank genome assembly.